Molecule: messenger RNA, 498 nt
Organism: Lodderomyces oxycetoniae
Lineage: Eukaryota; Fungi; Ascomycota; Pichiomycetes; Serinales; Debaryomycetaceae
Exons: 1
Coding region: 1-498 (165 amino acids)
Source: RefSeq, a predicted model, not a curated record
AUGUUUCUUAAGCUGUCCAAAACCAUGAUGAGGCCAGGAUUAUUGUUGAUACGACGAAGCUUGUCAACUGCAGAGUCUUAUAUUCGACCAAAACCGAAAUUUUGGUCGCUAUUGAAAACACCCACUACAAAGUCAUUAAUUCUUUCUUUAAUUUGUACUUCGGUAAUGAUAGAGCUACUUAAAUCGCGUCGAGAAGUGCAACAGUUACAAGCAAGUUAUCAGUUGAGAUUUCAAGUUCUUGGUGAAAUCUUAACGAAAUUAAAGAAUGGUGAAAACUUUGAUUUAAAAAGGGAACUACAUUUGGCAAAUAUCUUCACUGAACAGAAAUAUAAUUCAAAAACCGAUAUUGAAUUGGAUCAACAAAUUGAACAGCUUUUGAAGAUGUCAGAUGAGGAUUUGGAACGUCUUGGGGACUACGAGAACCCAAAAAUAAUUACCGAUAAAGUUGAAGAGAGUACCAAUGUUGAAAGAAAGGGAAAUCUGGGUACAUUUAUAUAA